Messenger RNA from Meloidogyne enterolobii, 365 nucleotides. The record is from the annotation of a GenBank genome assembly. Lineage: Eukaryota; Metazoa; Nematoda; Chromadorea; Rhabditida; Meloidogynidae.
UUACAAUAAAAAUUUUAAAAAAUAAAAUUAAAAAUAAACAAUUUAAGAAAUAUCAAAAAAUGUGCGAAAACCAAAACGAAGCGGAAACGUCAAAAGCUGACUUGUGCACAUCUAUAAACGAUUCCAAUACAGUAAACAAUCAAACAAAAAAUCGUGGGGAGGAAAUUAAUAAAAAUAAACGAACGAUCAAGGCCGAAAUGUCGAAGGGGAGUAGUCGAGAUCAAAAGGGGAAAUUGGCAAAAAAUAUUUUAAUGAAAGGAAAGCCGAGAGUUGGAAAAUAUAAGUCGAAGGACCGUUCAUAUUUGGCCAUUAAAAAGGCGUUGGCUGAAGUUAGAAAAAGAAAGGAGGGAAGGAAAGAACAUUAA